This is a messenger RNA of Myiozetetes cayanensis, 4277 nucleotides long. RefSeq names its product klotho beta (gene KLB). Gene Ontology annotation, biological process: carbohydrate metabolic process; fibroblast growth factor receptor signaling pathway. Gene Ontology annotation, molecular function: fibroblast growth factor binding; hydrolase activity, hydrolyzing O-glycosyl compounds; fibroblast growth factor receptor binding. The record is from RefSeq and is a predicted model, not a curated record. NCBI's taxonomy places the organism in Eukaryota, Metazoa, Chordata, Aves, Passeriformes, Tyrannidae.
GCUUUUACAAUCACAAGCUUUUAGUGAAGCUUUGAUAAGACACUCCAGCAGUUUGUGGCAAAUGAAGACGGUCUGCGUGGUGUGGACUCCAGCAAAAGAAUGGAUUUUUUUCAGUGUCGGUACAAGAAAUCUGACUUUUAACAUUGGCACUAUAAACCGGCAUAAUGUGUGGCCAGCGACUGGAGAGAAUUGUUGCUUUUUGGACACUAGUUUUCAUAAGGACAGUUACUGGGCUUGCUGAAGAGGGAAGAUCUGUGUGGAAAAAGGACCCCCACUUCAGCCCCGUGAGUGAAACACAGAUGUUUUUGUAUGACACUUUCCCCAAAGAGUUUCUCUGGGGUGUAGGGACAGCGGCUUUCCAGGUGGAAGGCAGCUGGAGGAAGGACGGGAAAGGCUCCUCCAUCUGGGACCGCUUCACCCACUCAGAGUUCAGGGAUGCUGACAGCACAGGCACCUCCAGUGACAGUUACAUUUUGUUGGACAAAGAUUUGUCUGCUCUGGAUUUUUUGGGAGUUACUUUUUACCAGUUUUCAAUUUCAUGGUCAAGGCUUUUUCCCACUGGAUUGGUAGCAGCUCCCAAUGAAAAAGGACUCCAGUAUUAUAACACCCUUAUUGACUCUCUGCUCUACAGAAAUAUUGAUCCUGUGGUUACCCUGUACCACUGGGACCUGCCCUUGAUGCUGCAAGAAAAAUAUGGGGGAUGGAAAAAUGAAUCGAUAAUUGAUAUCUUCAAUGACUAUGCCACCUUUUGCUUCCAGACCUUUGGGGAUCGUGUUAAGUAUUGGAUUACAAUUCACAAUCCAUAUUUAAUUGCUUGGCAUGGGUAUGGCACAGGUAUUCAUGCCCCGGGAGAGAGAGGAAAAAUAUCAACUGUCUACUCUGUAGGACACAAUUUGAUCAAGGCUCAUGCAAAAGUUUGGCAUAACUACAAAGAACACUUCCAACCCUAUCAGAGGGGGAUGAUGUCCAUAGUGUUGGGAUCCCACUGGAUCGAACCUAACAAAUCGGAAGACGAGCUGGACAUUUCUAAGUGUCAGAAGUCUAUGGAGAGAGUGCUCGGAUGGUUUGCCAAACCCAUCCAUGGAGAUGGGGAUUAUCCAGAAGAACUGAAAAAUGAAUUCUCGUUUUUGCCACGCUUUACGGAGGAUGAAAAAAACUACAUAAAGGGAACAGCUGACUUCUUUGCAUUUUCCUUUGGUCCUAAUAACUUUAAACCUCCAAACACUCUACAAAAAAUGGGCCAAAAUUUGUCACUCAAUUUGAGGGAAGUACUGAACUGGAUUAAACUGGAAUACAACAGUCCUCGAAUCUUGAUUGCAGAGAAUGGCUGGUUCACUGACAGCCACGUGAAAACAGACGACACCACAGCCAUCUACAUGAUGAAAAACUUCAUAAAUAAGGUUUUACAAGCUAUUAAAUAUGACGACGUAGAUGUGUUUGGUUACACAGCCUGGUCCCUCCUUGACGGCUUUGAAUGGCAACAUGCUUACAACAUCAGGCGUGGAUUAUUUUAUGUAGACUUCAAAAGUGAAAAAAAGGAAAGGAUUCCCAAGUCAUCUGCACUUUAUUAUAAACAAAUCAUACAAGAAAAUGGCUUCUCCAAGGAGUCUACCCCAAGCUUGCAAGCUCAAUUCUCCUGUGACUUCUCCUGGGGUAUCACCGAGUCUGUUCUCAAGGCAGAAUUGGUGGCUUCCUCACCACAGUUCUGCGAUUCCAGCCUGUACCUCUGGAAUGUCACAGGAGACGGGCUUCUGCACAAAGUUGAAGGGAUAAAGCUAAAAACCCGACCAGCACAGUGCACAGAUUUUGUCAGUAUUAAAAAGCAACUUGACCUCCUAGAAAAAAUGAAAGUCACUCAUUACAGAUUUGCACUUGACUGGUCACUAAUUUUACCCAAUGGCGAUUUGUCAGUGGUCAACAGGCAAGUUCUUAGAUAUUACAGGUGUGUGGUUAGUGAAGCACUGAAACUCAAUGUUCAAUCCAUGGUCACCUUGUAUUAUCCCACUCACGCCUACCUGGGCCUGCCGGGCCCUUUGCUGCAGGCAGGAGGAUGGUUGAACCAAUCUACUGCCUAUGCUUUUCAAGACUACGCAGCUUUAUGUUUUAGGGAACUUGGUGAUUUGGUUAAACUGUGGAUUACAAUAAACGAGCCUAACCAGCUAAGCAAUGUGUACAACAGGAGCAGCAAUGAUACCUACAGGGCAGCACACAAUUUAUUAAUAGCACACGCCAUGGCCUGGAGAGUGUAUGAUGAGCAGUACCGGUCCUUCCAGGAUGGCAAAGUGUCCCUGUCCCUGCAUUCGGACUGGGCUGAGCCUGCCAACCCCUACUUUGAAUCUCAUUCAAAAGCUGCCAACAGGUUUCUUCAGUUUGAAAUAGGCUGGUUUGCCAAUCCCAUAUUUAAGACUGGGGACUAUCCAGCAACUAUGAGGGAAUACAUUGGCUUCAAAAACAGAAAAGGCCUCUCCUACACUUUGUUGCCAUCUUUCACAAGUGAGGAAAAGCAGCUCGUCAAAGGUGCAGCUGACUUUUAUGCCCUGAAUCAUUUCACCACGAGAUUUGUGAUUCACGAGCCUCAGAAUGGGAGCCAGUAUGAAUUUGAUCGUGACCUUCAAUUUCUGCAGGAUAUCACCUGCCUGAGCUCCCCUUCUCGCCUGGCAGUGGUGCCUUGGGGAAUGCGCAGAGUUCUCAGGUGGAUUAAAAAAACCUACGGCGACAUCGAUAUUUACAUCACAGCAAAUGGAAUAGAUGACCAGUCCUUAGACAACGAUGAACUUCGGAAUUAUUACUUGGGAAAAUACAUACAAGAGGUUUUAAAAGCAUACUACAUUGACAAAGUCAAGAUUAAAGGCUACUACGCAUUUAAGCUGACUGAAGAAAAAUCUAAGCCCAGAUUUGGAUUCUUCACUUCAGAUUCAAAAGGAAAGCCUUCAGUAAAGUUUUACAAUACUCUGAUAAGCAACAACGGCUUCCCUGCCGACUCCUCAGCCUGCGGCCCCUCAAACCAAGAAAAGCAGUGCAGCUUCUGCUCGUUUAUUUCUCAGAAGAAGCCGUUAAUAUUCUUCGCCUGCUGCCUUUUCUCUACCCUUAUCUUGCUUUUAACCAUUAUUUUUUUUCACAAGAGAAAAAGAAGAAAACGUUACAAGGCAAAAAGCAUCCAGUGCCUCUGCGUUUCAUUUUAAAAGGGGGCACGAGCUCACUUCCAGUGAGAUCCAUCACUCACGUUCUACAGUGGACAAUGCAGCUCAGACAACUGUGGAAAAACACUGAGUCACUCCAGUCACACACACCAAGCGUUCUGUUCAGCACCAGGAAGGAAUCACAUGCACGGGACGAAGAGCUAUGACAUUUGUUUCUGGUGAAAUUACUUUUAUCCACCUACUGUACAUGGAGGAUAAGUUCAUCUAUUUAAAAAAAAAAAAAAGAAAAAUUGUACUGUGCCUUGAAAUAACCUUUCAAACAUCUUGACUUGUAAAGAGCAACUUAAGCUUUGCAAACUGAUGCGCACUUUUCUAUGAACCAAGGUGUCUUGUGAUGCAUGUUCAUGAGCGUUGUUGAGCAUGAAACUGCAGCUGUUUAGAGUUUACAAAUAAAAGUGUUAUUAAGACCCACAAACCUUCAGCUAAGUACACCACCAAGAAUGAAAAGUCCUGGGCCGGCUCCUAAAACAACAAAUUCAACUCCAAUAUUGACCGGUAUAGAUCCCCUGACAAAAUGGGUGACGUAGUUUUAAGCAAAUGUAACUGGAGACAAGCCAAAAUCAUAUAAAAUCACUAUUUUUCGUCUCCAGAACUGGCCAGCCAUAAGUUUUUAGGAGAGAACAUGCAAAUAACUAUUAAUCCACUCAAGAGACUUGACAAAUAUAAUUGUAAAUUGCACUUGUCAUCAUUCAAGUGGAUCCUUGGGCAAUUUUUGGAAUUUCUUAACACGCAUGGAUGCUUUCCUGACUAUUAACCUUUAGCAACUUGUUGCAAAGUAUGUUUCUGCACUAUUCCAGGAGGGUUUGUGAAUAUUUAAAAAAAAAAGAACAAGUGACAAUGUGGAUUUUACCAUAGCACAGUUUGAAUCCACAAUGUAGAUUUUACCAUAGUACAGUACAACCUCUCAAUUAGAUGUUGCUACGUGGCAAGAUUAGCAACCAAGAAAAAAAGCUGUAUACCCAGAUGACACAAAUUACUGGUGGUGAAACACAUCAAAAUGCUCUGAUGGAACUUUGAGGUCAAGUCCUUUGUUUUCUUAACUGAGCAAUACAAAUAAAGCAUUGUAUUUUCAGGCUA